This is a messenger RNA of Dentiscutata erythropus, 675 nucleotides long. The record is from the annotation of a GenBank genome assembly. NCBI's taxonomy places the organism in Eukaryota, Fungi, Glomeromycota, Glomeromycetes, Diversisporales, Gigasporaceae.
AUGACUGCAAUUCCUGAUCGAGGAUAUAAGUAUAUAUUUCAUAUUAGAGAUUAUUUUACCCAUUUCUCAUAUGCUGAACUAGCACAGUCUAAGUCAGCUGAAGAAGCUGCUACAUCUUUUCUUAACUUUUGCUUUAUGUAUGAUUCUCCGGUGAUUUUACAUACAAAUAAUAGAGGAGAGUUUAUUGGAAGCACUUUUAAAGAUAUACUAAGUUUCUGGCUAACAAUUAAAGGACUUGUAGAAAAAGGGAAUGAUAUAUUACAAGUAAAGUUAGGUGCAUGUAUGGAAGAAACAGAAAAUAGCAAUAAUAAUUAUGAUGAUGAAGAGUCAGAACCAGAUAUUAGUAAUAGUUCUGAUUUAGAAAGAUACAAUUCAGAUGACUCUAAUUUAAAUAGCUUAGAAUAUUUUACAUAUAAUGAUGAUGAUUACGAUAAUUACAAUCAUGAUAAUUAUGAUAAUAAUUAUUACGAUCUUAAUAAUUACGAUUACAAUAAUUACAAUCAUGAUAAUUAUGAUAAUGAUAAUUAUGAUCUUGAUAAUUAUGAUCAUGAUAAUUAUAUCAAUGAUAAUUACAAUCAGAAUAACUAUGAUUAUAAUUAUGAUAAUUACGAUCAUAAUAAUCAAGAAAUUAUUGAAAUUAGUGAUACAGAAUCAAAUGAAUGCUUUACCUAUUAA